Messenger RNA from Coturnix japonica (Japanese quail), 1905 nucleotides. The record is from RefSeq and is a predicted model, not a curated record. Lineage: Eukaryota; Metazoa; Chordata; Aves; Galliformes; Phasianidae.
UCAGGGAGGGUCUUCUGUCAGUGAUAAUGGCAAUGAAUCCUAUGGUCAGGAUGGAUCUUCUGCAUAUGGUGGCACUGCCUCUUAUGGUCAGGACUCACCAUCCAUGGGAGUUAGUGAAUCUGAUUACAGUGAUUCCGCCUCAUCAUCUUACAACCGUCAGAGUGAACGGGAUUUUUAUUCCCCUGGAGGCAGCCAGUCAGGUGGACAUGGAUUAUCUUCUCAAGGUGGUGGCUACUCCGGUGGACAGGGCUCAUCCUCAUUAGGAAGCAACCAGUAUGGUGGGCAGGGUAUGCCUUCAAGAGGCAGCCAGUCUGGUGGACAGGGUGGAUGUGAUUGCUCUGGUGCAAGCUCUACUGGAUCAUAUUCCUCACACAGAAGUAAUUCCUCUUCAAAUGACACAUCUUAUUCUGGAGGAAGCCAUUACAGUAGCUAUGAUUCCUCUUCACCAUCUUACAACCGUCAGAAUGAACGGGAGUCAUAUUCUUCUGGAGCUAGUCAAUAUGGUGGACAAGGAUUUCCAUCUCGUGGAAGCAGCCAGUAUGGUGGACAAGGUCCAUCUUCCUCAGGUGGCAGCCAUUAUGGAGGACAGGGCUUUUCUUCAGGAGGUGGACAGGGUAUGCCUUCAAGAGGCAGCCAGUCUGGUGGACAGGGUGGAUGUCAUUGUCCUGGUGGGAGCCCGGGCUCUUUUGGAGGAAGCAACUACCAUGGUGGACAGGGUUCAUCUUAUUCUGGAAGUAGUCAAUAUGGAGGACAGGGCUCAUCUUAUUCUGGAGGCCGACAGCAUGGUAAACCAGGAUACUCGGGAAGCACUUAUUCUGGGAAGCAGCAACCGCCUUCCUCAGGGGGUAGUCAAGUGAGCUCUGCUGGGAAACACUCCAGUCCCCAACUCCUGCUGUUGUUCAGCAUUUUGAGUGCCUUCGUGCUCUCUGCUCUUACAUCAAAAUGGUCUGUGUGAACAUCAGAAGAUGUACUCGGCAUCCUAGACAUGGAUAAUACGCAGUAAUAUUAGAUUAAUUAAUAUCAGGGGAAAAAAAACAACACCAUGAAGUCAAAUUGUCAGAUGUUACUUGGGCUAUUGUGUUCCAUGUCUGGUUACUAUGUCAUGUCUUUCGUUAGUUUCUUUGGGUUUAGUCAUUGGUAGAUAUCAUUAGUUUUGCCAGUGUUCCAGGCAGCAUUUUGAGAGAACGUAUUGUAUCAUUUUUUUAAAGGAAAUUAUUUUUAUGUCCAGUGGAAAAUGUGAUGAAACACACCUGAAAACUGAUUGAUGUGAGAAACAAUCGCUUAGAUAAUACUGGGUUAGUAACCAACACUGAAUGUCAGACAAAUGGUUUUAUUUGUAAGCUGAGCGCUGUCACUGCCCCUCACUGCAAUACAAUACAAUACACAUACAAUAAAGAUGAGCUCUAACUUCUCGUGAGCAGUCCUCCAUGGGAUGGUGAGAAGGAUGUUAAAAUCAUGUCAUACUAUCAGCUUUAGUUGAAUGUAAACAAACUCACACUCAACAUGGUGGUUGCAAAGCAAAAAGAAAAUAUAUAUAUAUAUAGACUAAAUACGAUCCUUCACCGUUCGGUUGACAGUUUCUUUGGACUACGCAAUAACGUUCUUUUAAUUUAAGCAUCCGAUGUGAGCUGGCAUUGCCCUUCUUUAAUAAACUGAUGGUGGAUUACACGCGUUGCUAGGCGGGCCAAGGGGGGCGGCUACGGCGCCGCUCCUGCCCUGCGCUCGGGCUGUGCCCGCCGGCGCGGCUCGGGGCCGGGCGGGAGGUACGGAGCGGCCCUGGGAACGGAGCGGGCGGGGCCACGGCUGCAGCCGGAGCCUUUGCGGGACGGCACCCGGAAACACCGGGUGGCUGCGGAGAGCCGGGCCGGCGGUGAGGGGUGAGCAGUGAACCGGCAGGGUUGCAGG